Wallemia mellicola CBS 633.66 is the source of this 1193-nucleotide messenger RNA. Its product is annotated as galactose metabolism-related protein. Gene Ontology annotation, biological process: beta-D-galactose catabolic process via UDP-galactose, Leloir pathway. The record is from RefSeq and is a predicted model, not a curated record. Gene Ontology annotation, cellular component: cytosol. The transcript has 3 exons. Lineage: Eukaryota; Fungi; Basidiomycota; Wallemiomycetes; Wallemiales; Wallemiaceae. Gene Ontology annotation, molecular function: UDP-glucose 4-epimerase activity. The coding region runs from base 50 to 1147 and encodes 365 amino acids.
CUCGAUCGGCGAUAUUCCUUAAACCUCUACGGUCAUAAUUGAAAAAAUAAUGUCAACUCGCUCAAACGUUCUCGUCACUGGUGGUAGUGGAUACAUCGGUUCACACGUUGUACUUCAAUUACUCUUAUCCAAACGUUACAAUGUCGCCGUUAUCGACAACUCCGCCAACUCUCACCCAGAAUCCAUCAAGCGUGUUGAAUCCAUCGCUGCGGAGGAAACAGGUGAAGACCAAAAGGUUAGAUUGUUCCAAGGUGACUUGAAGAAGAAGGCAGACGUUGAGAACAUCUUCAGCUACUUCGAACAAAACGAGGAUAAGAAGGGUAUCACCGGUGUUAUCCACAUUGCUGCAUUGAAGGCUGUUGGUGAAUCAGCUGAGAAGCCAUUAGACUACUACUUGAACAACAUCGCUGCAUCCAUCCAACUUUUGGAAGUUAUGAGAGAACACAACUGCUACAACUUCGUUUACUCUUCAUCAGCUACCGUCUACGGUGAACCACCAAAGGUUCCAAUCCCAGAAACGUCACCAUUGCAAUCUGAGUCACCAUACUCACGUACAAAGGUCUUCUUCGAGCAAAUGUUGAAGGAUAUCGCCAACUCACAACCAGACAAGUGGCGUAUCAUCUCAUUGAGAUACUUCAACCCAGCUGGUGCUCACCCAUCAGGUAAAAUUGGUGAAGACCCACUCGGAAAGCCAAACAACUUGUUGCCAUUGUUGGCACAAAUCUCCGUUGGUAGAUCAUACGGUCAAUUGAAGGUUUUCGGUAACGACUACCCAACCUACGAUGGUACCUGUGUUCGUGAUUACAUCCACGUCAUGGAUUUGGCCGCCGGACACAUGAACGCUCUUGACGCUCUCGACAGAGAUGAAAUUUUCCAUGAUGUUGGUCCAGGUAAGGCUAAGGCUUACAACCUCGGUACUGGUCAAGGUCAAUCUGUCUUGACAAUGAUUGAAUCAAUGCGUGAAGCUUCUGGAUUCGAUUAUCAAUACCAAAUCGUUGAGAGAAGAGCAGGUGAUGUACCAAACCUCACUGCUGAUCCUGCACUCGCACAAAAGGAGUUAGGUUUCAAGACUGUCAGAGAUUUGAAGCAAAUGUGCCAAGACACCGUUAGAUGGCAAAAAGGCAAUCCAAAUGGUUAUAGAAACUAAAACUGUAAUAUUUAAUUUAAUACAAAACUAAUUAUCUUCCUGCUUU